Messenger RNA from Leishmania braziliensis MHOM/BR/75/M2904, 1401 nucleotides. Its product is annotated as putative protein kinase. Lineage: Eukaryota; Euglenozoa; Kinetoplastea; Trypanosomatida; Trypanosomatidae. Gene Ontology annotation, cellular component: nucleus; cytoplasm. The transcript has a single exon. The record is from RefSeq and is a predicted model, not a curated record. Gene Ontology annotation, molecular function: cyclin-dependent protein serine/threonine kinase activity; ATP binding. Gene Ontology annotation, biological process: protein phosphorylation. The coding region runs from base 1 to 1401 and encodes 466 amino acids.
AUGUCGACUGCAGGUCGGUACAAGCACGUGGUGAAGCUCGGUGAGGGCACGUACGGCAGCGUCUACAAGGGCACGGAAAUUCAAACAGGCAAGGUGGUUGCGUUCAAGCGUAUGGUAGUCACCAGCGAUGACGAGGGCGUCCCUGGCGCCGCUAUCCGCGAGAUUUGCCUGCUGAAGGAGCUUCGGCACGAUAAUGUAGUGGACCUCUUUGAGGUCCUCUUUGAGCCCCCGAAGAUAACAAUGAUCUUUGAGCUGUGCGACUGCGACCUGAAGCGGUUCAUGGAGUCGCGCCCGAAGCGCUUGCUGGAUGCCGAGGCAGAGAUGCGACCCAUCCUGAAGCAGAUUUUCAUUGGGCUCGAAUACCUCCACAGUCGUAACGUGGUGCAUCGUGACAUGAAGCCACAAAACAUUUUCGUCAACGUGCGCGCACCAGACUUUGCGGCGUUGACGGCCUCUCCAUCUUAUCAUCAUCACCCGCAGCCACCGCACUUCAGCGGUGUCCCGACUUCUGUUGGUGGGGACGGCCAGCUGACGGCAGGGCCUAGUGAGCGUUCAAGUCUGUUUACCGGAGCUGGCGGCGUCUCGCCGUGGGAGGCGGCGGCGGAGGCACCAACGAACAAGCCGAACCAGCUGAUUGUGAAGAUUGGUGACUUUGGCCUGGCGCGUGUGGAGGAGAUCCCGGUGAAGAAGUACUCACACGAGGUGGUGACGCUAUGGUACCGCAGUCCUGAUGUGCUGAUGGGUUCCGCCCUGUAUUCCUAUCCAGUAGACAUCUGGUCCAUGGGGGCCAUCUUCUUUGAAAUGGCAACAAGCAAGGUGCUGUUUUGCGGCCGCCACGAGGACGAUCAACUUUUGCGCAUGUUCUGGUUGUUAGGCUCACCGACGCGAGGGACAUGGCCAUCCAUGCUCUCCUACCCCGGCACGGUGGAGCGGGUCGAGCGUGCGUCGCGCGCGGCAGCGGAGCGUCCCGACUUGCGUUUCGGUAGCGACGUGCACGUGCAGCAGCAGUCAUCCUCCUCGCAGUCCCACAAUGGAACUCGUGCUCCAGACCUUCUUACGCAGAUUGCGCACAAGCGCUUUUACCACAGUUUGAAGGUUGUGCAGCAGCGAGAGGAGAGCGCCCGCACCUCAGCUAACACGUACCAGCUUCCUGUCGAGCUGUGGUUCGACCGCCCGCUGUUCAACGAGUACAUGUCCGCCGUAGGCCUUGAUUCUUGCGUGACAGCGGAGGGAGUGGAGCUUCUGCGCCAGUGCCUCCAGUAUGAGCCUAGUCACCGCAUCACGGCGGCGGCGGCGGUCCGCCAUGCGUACCUGCAUGCGGUUCCCGUCCCCACAGCCGGUGCGUUGGACGUUCUCAUGACUUCUUUGCUGCAGACGAUGGAGGCCUGUCAUUUGCUGUGA